AUGUCUCAUUUCCGCAUCGCAGACGUCAAAGCGCCCAACAUCCAACAGCUCCAAGCCAGCAUCCAAGGCCAACUCGCACAACACGGCUACUCUUCCGAGGAUGAUCCCGUCAUGGCCGAGUACAUCGUUGUCAUGCUGGCGAAUCAGAAGACGGCCGAACAGAUCACGGCAGAGAUGAAGGAGUUGAUUGGAGGGGAGUACGAUGCGGGUUUUACGGAGUGGGUCUGGACGGAGACGGAGAGGUGGGUGGGAGAAGGAGGGGAGGCGUCGGUGGAGGUGGGUGCGAGUGCGGUGGAGGGGACAGCGCAGAGGAGGACGACUAGGCAGAGGAGGAGCAGGUCUCCGCAGCGCGCAGUUGCGAGGGAUCAGAGGAGGAGUCGAUCGCCGGUGGGAGCGAGGAGGGAAGAGAGAAGGCGGAGUAGAUCACCACCGACACAACCACAACGACGAGAAGACGUCCGCCACAGGAUGCCCAGAGAUCACAGCAGUUAUGAGGCGUGGAAGGCGUCAACAGCACCGCGUCGUCAAACAGAUGAACCGUUCGAUGGAGAGGCGUUCUGGCGCAAAAAGGCGCAGGAGAAACGAACCAACCCACCGCCACCCGUCAACGGCGGUGCGCGGGAGACUCGAAUCUUCAACGCUGCAUACGACCAAGCCGUGCGAAACUCGUUGGAAACACAUUCGAGCGAAAACGCGCAAAGAGAACUUUUCCCAGAUUCCACGGCGAGUGACGAUCCACCACCUCCGCCGUAUCCAGCUUCGAAUGGGGUCAGCAUCUUUGGUCGUGCGGGGAUCCCGGAUCCUCGAGCACCCGAAUUCAUCCCUUCCUCUUCCUCUUCAACCGAACCAUCGACGUCAGCGUCACCCUCCAUCUUUGCUCGAAUCGACCCGAUGCUUCCCAACAACCAGCCGCUUCCUCCACCACAACCUUCCGCGCCAACACACUCGAACGACUUCCCCACCGCUCCCACCUCUACUUCGAUCUGUCGGUGGAACCUGAAUUGCACCAACCCGGUGUGCAUCUACUCGCACGCCUCCCCUGCCAACGCCGGUCCGGGUGCGGGAGAUACGGAUGCGCUGGUGCUGAGUCAGCAGAACUGUCGAUACGGAGCGGAGUGCGGGGAUCGAGAGUGUACGCGCGCUCACCGGACCGGGGAGCAGACCGUGCAGGUUCGGGGUGGCGUGUACGCGCGCAGAUUGCUUCUUCGAUCAUCCGCAGGGCAGAAGCGUCGCGAGCGUCGCGAGCGGUGGUCAAGUGCAGUGCAGGUUCGGGCUGGGAUGUACGAGAGCGGAUUGCUACUAUGCGCAUCCGAGCGGACAGAGGGCGAGUGCGGUGGCGAACACGGCGGACAUCAACUCAACGACUCAAUCCAUCGAUCUCUGAAGUGUUCUUCCUCGUCCGAUCCACUGCACGGACGAGGAUCAGAUGUCGUCGACCGGUCGAAACGGAACCCCUACCGCCACCGCUUCGACCAUUGUCCCGCAGGGAUGACCCCGAAAUGA
Molecule: messenger RNA, 1503 nt
Organism: Pseudozyma hubeiensis SY62
Lineage: Eukaryota; Fungi; Basidiomycota; Ustilaginomycetes; Ustilaginales; Ustilaginaceae
Exons: 3
Coding region: 1-1503 (500 amino acids)
Source: RefSeq, a predicted model, not a curated record